UGUUGUCGUCGCUUUACAUAAGCUUUGUGCGCCUUACGCUCGCGUUGUCAACAUUUUGUUAUUAUUUUUGUUUUUUACGCAUUUCGUUGCGUUGCGUCGCGUCGCGUAGCGUGAAAGUCUGGCAACAAAUGCAUAAAUCGCACAGUGUCUCCUGAGGAAGGCGCGCGCGCCUCUUUUUCGUGUGCAUUUUUCUCGAUGACGCAUCAAUGCGCUUUGAGCCAAGUUUUGUGUAUUGACAGUGGCAGUGACAAUAACAUUGACAAGCGCACUCACACACAAAGUCAAUGUCCUUUUUCGCGAAACAACGCCCCAACUCUUUACGUUGUGGUUGUUUGCCAACUUUUGGAUUGGCCGCACUUUUUGAAUAACUUUGUCGCCAUUAUUUUUGCGUCGCGCGUUCGCUUUGGAAAAUGUAUAUAGAGAGAAAAGAUUCGCAUAUUUUGUCGAAAGUGCUCGCCAAAGAAAAGCCAAACACAUUCAAACGAGAGAAAAUACAAAACCCAUAGAAAAGCGUCGCCAAUAUUGAGCAAUGCGAUUAUUAUACUAGCUGCUCUCAUGUCUAAGCCAUAUCACUAAACUCCAACAACUACAACAAAAAGAGCAACUAUAAGACUAACAAAAAACGUCGAGAACAUCAAUAACAAUAGCUUAGCAUGGCACUGACAAUGAAUAUGGUCUUUUUAAAGGAUUUACGUUCACGUCUCAAAGGAUAUCUACACGGCGAAUACAUAAAGCAUCCCGUUCUGUACGAGCUUAGUCAUAAGUAUGGCUUCACAGAGAAUCUGCCCGAGAGCUGUAUGUCCAUACGGCUGGAGGAGAUCAAAGAGGCCAUCAGACGCGAGAUACGCAAGGAGCUGAAGAUCAAGGAGGGCGCCGAGAAGCUGCGCGAAGUCGCCAAGGAUCGUCGCUCGCUCAGCGAUGUCGCCGUGCUCGUGAAGAAGAGCAAAAGCAAAUUGGCCGAACUAAAGUCCGAGCUGCAGGAGCUCGAAAGUCAAAUACUGCUAACCUCUGCCAACACGGCGGUCAAUAGCAAUGGUCAAGAAGCAAUCGCAUUUAGUGGCAUUGAUGGCAGCGGUGCUGCACAGUUUGGCGGUUUGGGUGGCAACAAUGCGAUGGCCGCAGGUGCAGGCGGUGCACCGGCAACGCCCAAUGACAAAGUGCUGGCCUCGCUGGAGAAGCAGCUGCAGAUCGAGAUGAAGGUGAAAACGGGCGCCGAGAAUAUGAUUCAAUCGCUGGGCAUCGGAUGCGACAAGAAGCUGCUGGCGGAGGCGCAUCAAAUGCUCGACGAUUCAAAGGCCAAGAUUGAGUUUCUACGCUUGCGCAUCAUCAAAGUCAAACAGAAUCGCGAGCAGGCCGAUCGCAUGAAAGCCGCGCGCCAGCAAAACGAAGAGCAUGGCGGCGGCGGAAUUCUUGGCACUGGCAGCGGAUUAACGCAACUGCAGAGCCUGGAGACGACGCUGGAGGAGCGCAUCGAGGAGCUGCGUCAUCGUUUGCGCAUCGAGGCCGCCGUCGUCGAUGGAGCCAAGAAUGUCAUACGCACGUUGCAGACGGCGAAUCGUGCGCCAGACAAGAAGGCAUUGCAAGAGGCACAUGGCCGUCUGUCGGAGUCGUCGCGUAAACUUGAUCUCUUGCGGUACUCCCUGGAGCUGCGACGCCAGGAGUUGCCCAGCGACUCGCCCACCGCUCAGCUGCUCAAGCAGGAGCUGCAGAUUGUCCAGCAAUCAACGUCGCCGGCGCCCGUGCAUUACACAUCGCUGCAAUCGGGUCCCGGGGGAUUGUUGGGCGGCAAGUCGUAUCAAUCAGUAUCGUCGUUGGGCCGUUGUGCCAGCGUCACGGGCAAGCUGGAGGUGCGUCUGAUGGGCUGUCAGGAUCUGUUGGAGGAUGUGCCCGGACGUUCGCGACGCGACAAGGACAACAACUCGAGUCCGGGGGAUCUGCGCAGCUUUGUCAAGGGCGUCACAUCGCGCAGCAGCUCCAAGAGCUAUUCGGUGAAGGACGAGACCUCGUUCGAGAUCAUGGCGGCCAUUAAGCUGGACAACAUCACGGUGGGACAGACGUCGUGGAAGCCCUGCUCGCAGCAGGCUUGGGAUCAGCGUUUUUCCAUCGAUCUAGACCGCUCCAGGGAGCUUGAGAUUGGCGUUUAUUGGAGAGACUGGCGUUCGCUGUGCGCUGUGAAGGUGUUGCGCUUGGAGGAGUUCAUUGACGAUGUGCGCCAUGGCAUGGCACUGCAGCUGGAGCCGCAGGGUCUGCUCUUUGCCGAGAUCAAGUUUCUCAAUCCGAUGAUCUCGCAGAAACCGAAACUGCGCCGUCAACGCAUGAUCUUCAAUCGCCAGCAGGCCAAGAACAUACCGCGUGCCAAGCAAAUGAACAUCAAUGUGGCCACCUGGGGUCGAUUGCUCAAGCGCAAUCCACCGAGUCAUGGACACCUCACCUCCGCUGGCUCUACCGUCUCGGUGGGUCGUGCCUCGCCUCCGUUGGCCAGCAACAACGCGUCACGCGACUCCGAGUCGCCGAUUUCACGCACGCCUUCCUCCGAUGCACUUGCCAUCGAACCCGAACCGUAUUCACCCGGCGAACAGGCCCAGAACAUGGAGUUCGACCCGGAUGCAGGACUGCACGAGCACGUGGAGACCCCAGGCGAGUAUCCAGAUCCCGCUGCCAGCGGCUUAAGUGGCAUGCGUCCACUGUCCAUGCACAUGCAGGGCAUCAGUGUGCUGCCUCCGGAGACGCCGCCGCCAGCGGCUGCCAACAAUGCCUCGAAUGCGGGCAGACCCAAUACGCUCAGCCUGCAGAUGCCUGGCAAGACGCCGCCCACCCGCACUGCCGCGCCCACCACCGCACCGCCACCGCCGCCCGUGCUCAAGUCUGUGACGCCUGUGUUGGAUCAAGAGUUGCAGGAUGCGUUGCACGAAUUUGACUUCCUCGCCGAGCUGGAGUCGUAUCCCAACACCCUGCGUCGCCCGCUGCGACCACCAACGGAGCAGCCACAGCUCGAGUUGUUGGAGCAACAGCAACAAUUGGAGCGCAUGGCUGAAGCUGUUAUGCCCCUGCAAGAGUCGCCACCCGUGCUCGCUGAACCACUAACCAGCAUUCUGCCGCUCGCCAAUCGCCACACUCACCAACCACACUACCACAACCAACAACAACACCACAACAGCAACUGCAGCCAGAGCAGCAGCCACAGCAACAGCAACCAGUUCCACAAAGAUCGCAGUCAAAGCGCUAGCGAGCUCUCCUUACCAAUAAGCAACCAAUUUCAGUUCCAGCAGCAACCAGCAAUGCAUCAUCACCAAAUCAAUGCUUCCCUGGUGCCCAACCUCUUGUCCAAGGAGUCGCCAUCGGCGGUGGAGCAGCAACUGCAUCGUCCAGUGCUGACGCUGCCGCCGGUGGUGCUCCUCAGUGGCGGACGUCGUGCGGACGACGAGGAGCCAAUUCCCGCAUCCCCGUUGGUCGAGUAUCCCGAGGACGAUGAUGAGUAUUUGUACAAUGGGGGGCUGCAGUCCAGCCACAGUUCCAGUGCCGGCGAUCGUUUCUGUGUGGAGGCAAAGAUCAAUCUUGUACAUAUUACCAUUGAACCCCUUGAGGCGUCUCCCACAACGAGCUUCAUCAUUGACGAUUCCCUCGCGGAGACGGUGGCCAUUGAAAGUGUUUUAAUAGAAUCGGUUGAGUCAGUGCAGCCCAUCGAUGAGGUUAUACCACAGAUGGGCAAGCUCUAUUUGGGCACACAACAGCAGCAGCAACAACAACAACAGCAGCAAUUGGCCUAUGUGCAGUCAUCGCCCAUAAUACAGGAGCCACCCACGCCAACAAUCUAUGGCAACAAUUCGACGAGUGCUCCGCAAUUCCCGCAGCCAGCGCAGCGUCAGGACAAGCAGCAGCAACAACAACAACAGCAACCCAUCUAUGCCAAUCAAUACGAGUUGAAUGUGGCCAAGGCCGCAGCUGGCGCCUCAACCAGCGGCAGCAGCAGCGGCGGACGUCGCAAUGUGGCACGUGGUCUGCAGUAUCGUGAACCAGCUGGCUACGAGGCGUUGCGUGCCGGCGGCCAGCCACCGAAUGCUGGCAUGUUGUCGAUGGAGAACUUCCGGCUGCUGAGCGUGCUGGGACGCGGACACUUUGGCAAGGUGAUAUUGUCGCAGCUGCGCAGCAACAAUCAGUACUAUGCCAUCAAGGCGCUGAAGAAGGGCGACAUCAUCGCUAGAGACGAGGUCGAGUCGCUGCUCAGCGAGAAGCGCAUCUUCGAGGUGGCCAACGCCAUGCGCCAUCCGUUCUUAGUCAAUUUGUAUUCGUGUUUCCAAACCGAGCAACAUGUGUGCUUUGUAAUGGAAUACGCCGCCGGCGGUGAUCUGAUGAUGCACAUCCACACGGACGUCUUCUUGGAGCCGCGUGCUGUGUUCUACGCAGCUUGCGUGGUGCUGGGACUGCAGUAUUUGCAUGAGAAUAAGAUUAUCUAUCGAGAUCUGAAGUUGGAUAACUUGCUGCUCGAUACGGAUGGCUAUGUGAAGAUUGCCGACUUUGGGCUGUGCAAGGAGGGAAUGGGCUUUGGUGAUCGCACUGGCACCUUUUGUGGCACACCCGAGUUCCUUGCACCUGAGGUGCUAACGGAAACAUCGUACACACGUGCUGUGGACUGGUGGGGAUUGGGUGUGCUCAUCUUUGAGAUGCUGGUGGGAGAGUCACCAUUCCCGGGCGACGAUGAGGAGGAAGUCUUUGACUCGAUUGUUAACGAUGAGGUGCGCUAUCCGCGCUUCCUCUCACUGGAGGCCAUUGCCGUGAUGCGUCGGCUGCUGCGCAAGAAUCCAGAGCGGCGACUGGGCUCAUCGGAGCGUGAUGCGGAGGAUGUCAAGAAGCAGGCGUUCUUCCGCUCCAUCGUUUGGGAUGAUUUGCUGCUGCGCAAGGUGAAGCCACCAUUUGUACCCACCAUUAACCAUUUGGAGGAUGUCUCGAACUUUGAUGAGGAAUUCACGUCGGAGAAGGCGCAACUGACGCCGCCAAAGGAGCCGCGACAUUUGUCCGAUGACGAGCAGCUGCUCUUCCAGGACUUUUCAUAUACGGCCGAGUGGUGUUAAUCGGCCUUCAGCAGCUCACAGAGCUGAGCGUAGCUCAGUCGAUAAAUAAGUUAUAACUAAUGCUUUUACACAUGUGCAGCAUUGUUGCCACAUUAAUCUGAGGAGAAACUAUAUAUAUAUAUAUAAUAAUAAUAAUAUAUUGUAUUGUAUUGUAUUUGUAAACCUUGUGCAUGUUGCUCAGAAGCAUUAACCAAAUUGCCUAGAAUUCUACAUUCAUGUGUAACCUGUGCAUCAUCAUCAUCAUCAUUAUCAAUAUCAUUAUCGUCAUUAUCAAUCAAUUGCCAGAGUUUCCCCAUUAAAUUAAUAUUUAGCAUGUCAUAACAAUCAUUAUACAAGGGUUAACAUAUUAUGUGAGUUGUAUAUUUUUCGGUUUUGUUUUAUCCUAAACGAAUGAAAACAUUGAAAAUGCAUUGAAUAGUCUGACGAACCUUUGGAAAAAAGAACGCCUUAUGCGCAUUGUUGUAGAUUUUUUGGAAAGAUUUUCGGAGGCCAGGUUCUAUAUAUUUAUAUAAAAUAAAAAAAAAAAACAAGAAAA
Messenger RNA from Drosophila nasuta, 5604 nucleotides. RefSeq names its product serine/threonine-protein kinase N (gene Pkn). The transcript has 12 exons. NCBI's taxonomy places the organism in Eukaryota, Metazoa, Arthropoda, Insecta, Diptera, Drosophilidae. The record is from RefSeq and is a predicted model, not a curated record. Bases 654 to 5069 code for a protein of 1471 amino acids. Gene Ontology annotation, biological process: signal transduction; protein phosphorylation. Gene Ontology annotation, molecular function: small GTPase binding; ATP binding; protein serine/threonine kinase activity.